GUUACUCUAGUUAGAUCUAGAGUAGUUUAUGCUAUUCGGACACCUAUAGGCCCAAAUUUGAAAGUUUGACUUUGACAGCGCAUUAUUUGACAAUGGUUUGACAUAGAAAAGAAAAUGACGUAUCAAAAUCUUCUUUAGUUAAAGGAGAAUAAGGAUGACUACUUAUAUUUGUUCCCCAAACCUAUAUUUAUUAUAUUUAAGGUCAAAGACGCCGUGUGUUUUCAUUUAAUUCGGACACAUUUGACCCACAUUAUUUGAUUCCGGACACAAUAAUUUAUUUCGGACAGUCUCUAUAUUUAGGCAUCAAUAAACUCAGAUUUUAAUUCUAUAUUAACAUUAACUAAAUUUUAAGAUCCCCAGGCAUAGCCCAUCACAUGAAAUCAUAACGAUGUUUUCAAACUAUGCAUAAAUACGAACACAAAAAAAUAAAAAUAUGAACACACUUAUUCUACCAAAAUUAGGUCACUGGAAUAGUGAUUUCUGCACCGACCUUUAGACUUAUUUUAUGUUUGUUUAUUUUAUGUGUGUUGAAUGUUUGGGGUUUGCAUGAUUAGAUGUGUUGAAUGUUUGUGUUUUUUUUGUUUAUUAAUUUAAUAAAUUUCUAAUACAGAUGAUCUUUUGUAGUAUAGUAGGCCCCUACAGGUUACGAUAGCCAUUCUUGCCUAACUGAAUCCUCUAUAUUCUCUCUAUAUAAAUCUAGAUCUAUCUAGUAGGUCUAGAUCUAAGCAUUUAACUUCAUUCAAUGUACCAAGCUCACUCCAAACAUUUGCCCAUUUAUUCUCUAUUUAAAAAUAAUAACAACAAACGAACAAAUAUAAUAUAAGAUCAUUUUUAUUGAUGUCCAAAACUGGCUGUCCGAAAUAAAUUUUGGUAAGAAAAUCGUAAUUUGAUUCGGACACCGUAUUAAUUUUUUUUUGAUAUGGAAUUAGAAAACUUGGCUUAUGAAUCAAAUAAAUUAGCUCCAAAAACAGAAUAAAUAUUGCCGGGCUCAUUAGUAUAGACUUAGAAAAUAAAAAAAUAUAGUCUUAACUCUAGGAAGAGGUAAAGUCAUCCGGGUAACAUAGGAAAAAACAACAACCUGACUAACUAAUUUGAAAUUCGUUUUUCUUACAUAAAAAGAUAGCUAAAUGGAAGGAAAUUGGGUUAGAAUCAUUGGAAAAUGGACAAGCACAUUAUACAGCGCGCUAGUUUUAUAAUACAUAUUAAAAUAAUUAUUUAAUGACCACAAAAAACAGCGAAUGUCCGAAUUCAUGUAAUGUCCGAAAUAAAUAAACUACUAUAUAUAUAAUAUAGAAUUAAUAUAGAUCUAGUUUGUUACUCUAGACUACUAGCUAGAGUACUCUAGUUCUAGUCUAGUAGUAGUUCUAGAGUCUAGACUCAGUCAGUCGUCUCUCUGAGUCUCAGUGACAGUCAACUCAGUCUCAGUGACUCUCAACUCUCAGUGACUGCUCAAAAAUUCAUAAAAAUAUGGCGACUGUUGUCACUGACAGAGAUGAUGAGUAUUUUAAAGAAUGUAAAGUCGAGGUAGCAGGAAAGAAGACUCGAACACAUGUAAAUCUAGAUGGUGUCUUCUGGACAAAUAGUGAAAAAAAUCAGUGGCUUGUUGGAUUAUUUAUUGGAACAGCCAUGUUGUACUCUGCCAGGACACUGAUGCCUCUUUGUGUUGUGCCAUUGUCAGAAGAGAUGGGUUGGGAUAAAACAGAAUCAGGAACAGUUUUGUCUGCUUUUUUCUGGGGCUACACUAUGACGCAGUUUUUAGGAGGAUAUCUGAGUGAUAGGAUUGGUGGGGAGCUAGUCUUACCAGUAGCUGCAUGCGUUUGGUCAUUGAUCACAUUUUGGACACCUCAGCUAGCAUAUCUCUCAACAGACAAGCAUAACUCUCUUUACAUUGUUGUGUUGUCUCGAGUUCUUUUGGGAAUAAGUCAGGGUUUUCAUUUCCCUGGUAUGACAAGUAUUAUUUCAAGGAAAGUUUCAGAGCAUCAAAGAUCUUUUUUAUUUAGUGUUGUCGCUUCAGGUUCACAUUUUGGAACUCUUAUUGUUGGCAGUAUGGGCUCAGUACUAAUGGAUUACUUUGGUUGGUCUGUACCUUUUUAUAUCAUAGGCUUGAUUGGGUUAUCCUGGAUGCUUUUGAUGCGCUAUAUGUUAAUGGCUAAGCAGCGCAGCAGAUCUGUUGUUUCUCAUAAAGAGAGCUUGUCACUUGACAAUGAUAAAUUCAAACCAGAACCAAGAACAUCAGUGCCAUGGGUAUAUCUCUUUACAAAGCCAGCAUUUUGGUCAAUUUUAGUUGGUCAUUUUUGUGAAAACAAUGCAUUUUUCAUUUUAUUAUCCUGGAUUCCAACCUAUUUCCAUGAAAACUUUCCAACUGCCAAGGGUUGGGUCUUUAAUGUUGUACCCUGGGUAGUUACUAUACCAAGUUCUAUUGGUAGUGGAUGGCUGGCUGACAAAAUGAUUACUAAAGGUUAUAGUGUUACCUUUGUGAGAAAAACAAUGGAGACAGUGGCCUUAUGUGGAACAGCCUUUUUUCUGUUUAUGAUCUCUUAUGCCAGUAGUUACACAUCAUGUUUGAUAGUCAUGGCUCUUGCUGUAGCAUGCUGUGGCUUUCAUAACAGUGGUAUCUUUGUGAAUCCACAAGAUAUUGCUCCAAAACAUGCAGGAUCAAUAUUUGGGAUAAUGAAUAUGGCAGGAGCAAUACCAGGUUUUGUUGGAGUUUAUAUUGCAGGACAUAUACUUGAAGUGACCAAAAGCUGGAAUGCUGUUUUUUCUCAGACGGCUGUCAUAUGUUUAGUUGGAUGGGCAGCUUUCACACUGUUUGGUACUGGGAAGAAAAUUGUGUGAAAAAUCCAGAAAUGAUCUAAAGACAGUACUACUCGGUGAUACUUAACAUUAGACAACAUGCUGUGUUUUAAAUUGUUAGAUAUUUUAUAGAUAACUCAAUAACAAACUAUCAUGUAUGCUUUGUAAAUAAUAGUCAAAACAUUUUUGUAAUAUACUUUGGGACCAUUGGUCAUGAUAUUAAUUGUUAACUGGUGAUUUAAAUUGUGGGAUAUCUUAAAGCUUUGUUAAUGUGUUGUUGUUUUUUUAUUGAAAAGUAUGUAAAAUCUUAUAUUAAUAAACCUUAACUCUUUAACAUAAAAAAAAAGAAACAUUUUCUACUUUUCUUUUCUUUUUUUUUAUUUUCACACUAUAUUCAUUUGUCUUUUUUUUUUUUCCUUUUUUAAAUUAAAUUUUAUCUAUGGGAUUUUUUUUUCUUUUGAUAUUUGAUUUAGUUUUUUUGUCAGUAUUGUAAAAAAAACAACACAACAACAAAACUUUGUUUAACAAGCUAAUAUACUAUCAUUCUCUUUCAGACUUGAAUCUCAUGAUUCAAUAAGUAAUUUGUCUUUUAGUGUCAUAAAUAUUUCACUUCCACACUUAGUUAUUAAUUUGUUUGUCUUUACUUGUAGUUUAUAUAGUUUCUUGAGCAUAAUCACAGUAGCAGACAAAUUUUAAAAAGUAUCUACAAAAUGUGGGAUAAUGAAGAUAAUCUCUAGUUUUUGGGUUGUUUUUUUACUUACAUGAUGAAAUGUCUUAUAUUUGUAUAAAUGGAAAAAUGGUUGCCUUCAUAAGUUCAUGGAACCAUUGAGAGCUACAAGGCAAUUUUCAAAUGUAAACUUUCUUCAAUGAAAGUGAAAAAUAAAAAUGUUGUGAUAAUUAUUGUGAUACUUGUAACAACAUUUGCCUGAAACUUAAAAAGAAACAUUUCAGGUUCAAUGUCUGAGUAAUUUAGUACAAUUGAUUAAAAAAAACACAUACAAAGGACCAUAAUAAUUAGAAGUAUGAAAUGAAUGGAGCUAAUCCUUAUUGUACUUUUUGACUUGGCAGCAGUUAAAAGUUAAAGAAUGUAAAUACGAUUGAUAUUUUAGUAGCAGUAAGUUAGUGUUUGUGCUGCCCAAAAGAUUUGAAAUUAUUUUUUAUAAAUGCAACUGGAAAUAUACAUAACACAACACAACAACAUGACUUUAAAACAAAUGUAUCAACAAUGCAUAUUGUAAAAAUUCUGAAUAUCUUGUGUUGAAAUUUUGGAUGAGAGUAUUUUCUCAACUCUAAUGAAUAUUUCUUAUAACCUACUAUCUCUUUAGGCUAUAGGUAAUUGGUCUAUUGUGUUGGCCAUAGAACCCCUGUUUUAACCCUUCCAAAUGAAUACACUCCUAAUCAAAUGUUUUAUUAUGUUUUUAUCUUAUUAGAUUUGUAUCUGGCUUUGGUAAAACAAGUGUCUUGACUAGAACUUACAUUAGGUUUAAAUGAGUCCAGUGAGUGCUUAUAUUAGUAACUUUUGACUUUUAGACCAACACAUUUCACCUUGUGACUUAUAACCUUUUUUUUUACAUAUAUAUAUUUUAGGCCCACUUCACUGUUAUUGUCAUGUACUUACAAGAUUAAGUAGACAUAUAUUUCCUUUUUUUUCUCAUCUUAUAAAACUUUUGUAAGUUAUGUUUGUAUUUCAGCAUCUAUUUGUUACCAAAAAUGGUUUAAAAAAACUGCCAAAACCUAUUUGUCCUAUAUGAGAAUAUAUUAGGCACCACUUAUAGUCAGGGCUGGGUUGAAGUAAGUGGAGGUCAGGAGGAGGCCCCUACACUUUGUCAAAAGCCUUCAUGAAAAACUCACUUAUUAUGAAUAAGAAUACUUGUUACUAAAAUCAUGCCAUGUUUUAGAGGAAAGAGAGUAUAUGUACAUUUUAUCUCAUUUCCUUUUUUUUUUUUUAAACAAAAAUAUUUAAUAUGCAUAUUUUGGUUUAAACUAAUGUAUGUUUUUGUGGGUUAUGCACUGCUGUAAAUCCAGAGCUGCUUUUGUAUAUUAUGAGCACAAAACACACUACAAAUGGACACUUAUUAACUACAACAGUGUUGCCAACUGUAAAAUUAAAAUAGUUGGUAAAAAUGCAAAUACUGUUUUUAAAAAGCUUGUAAAAGAUGCUGACCCUUUAAAAUACUGAUUUAUUUUCACUAUUGCAAAGGCCCUUUCAUGUGUAGUCCCCUGGCCUUCCUUAAAUCUGGCCCUGCUUAAAGUUGAGGCUUAAUUCAUCAUGAUAGAAGCCACUGAAGGAUAUUCUGCUACUGAUUCCUACAAUGUAAUAACUGCCACUGUUUAUUGUUGACUAUUAUAUUAAAUAAAAUUGUUUUAACUUUAUGCAUUACAAGAAUUUUCUUUGUGUGUUUUAAUUUCUACAUUGAAUUUUUUAGUGGCUCUUAAAAAAAACUAAGCCACACUUAGUUUUGUGUAGUCUUGUCGUGCUGUCAAUCUAUCACAUUGAGAACUGAAAAAUGUUUUUAGUAAUGGAAGAAGAUAACAUUGUUGUUAAUAA
Messenger RNA from Biomphalaria glabrata, 5341 nucleotides. Its product is annotated as solute carrier family 17 member 9-like. Gene Ontology annotation, biological process: transmembrane transport. The coding region runs from base 1468 to 2835 and encodes 455 amino acids. The record is from RefSeq and is a predicted model, not a curated record. The transcript has 13 exons. Lineage: Eukaryota; Metazoa; Mollusca; Gastropoda; Planorbidae. Gene Ontology annotation, molecular function: transmembrane transporter activity.